Micropterus dolomieu (smallmouth bass) is the source of this 862-nucleotide messenger RNA. RefSeq names its product FXYD domain-containing ion transport regulator 6-like. NCBI's taxonomy places the organism in Eukaryota, Metazoa, Chordata, Actinopteri, Centrarchiformes, Centrarchidae. Gene Ontology annotation, molecular function: sodium channel regulator activity. Gene Ontology annotation, biological process: regulation of sodium ion transmembrane transporter activity. Gene Ontology annotation, cellular component: membrane. The record is from RefSeq and is a predicted model, not a curated record. The transcript is spliced from 10 exons. The coding region runs from base 303 to 578 and encodes 91 amino acids.
UAGUGAGUAACUUCAGUGGCUUAGCGCUCCCACCAGCACCCCCUCCCUAUCUCUCAUUCCUGAGACAAGACCAAGGCGGAACAGAGCUUUACUUGGUGGAGCUGAGUUGCCUACUGAGGAACCUCCACAGACUAAUUUAUUUUUUAAAUCAUCCUUUUUCCCCCCCUAGCUACAUGAGAAGGUUUUGCAUUUCAUAUUUGCUUUCUUGGUUUAAGUAACAAGAGGAAAACUUUUCCGGCUCACCAGGCAGGGAGAAAGUCUAACUCAACAUUAGAGUUUGUAGGAGGCUGAUACACGGUACAAUGGAUCUUGUGGUGUUGUUGGCUUUCAGCUCCUGCCUGGCUCCUGUGCUUGGAUCAGCAUUUGGCAGGGAAGUGUUUGUUUCAGCGGCAGAUGAGGACAAAGACUAUGACAGUGCUUUUCAGUAUGAUUAUGAAUCUCUGAGAAUCUGUGGCCUGGUUUUCGCAGUGGUGCUGUUCCUUAUGGGUAUCGCACUCAUCGUCACCCGAAAAUGUACCUGUUCGAAGGGUGACAAGCCAAGGGGUCCUAAUGUGGAAUCAGGUGUUCCAAAGGCUUAGUAGGCACAGAGGCACACAGCGGUGGAGAUAAUGUGUUACUGGCUGUUGCCUUUAGGUGGCAGCAAAUAUUUUGAUCACAGCUGAGGACAAUCUUUCUGUGGCUGCAUGAAGCUUCCUUCCAAUUUCUAAUUGAUGUUACUGCCCUCCCUUUUUAAAUAAAAGUGUUUUAUCAUUUGUGAACUAGAUAAUGUGCUAGCUUUAUAUGAUGGCAAUAGUCUGAUUAUCAAUUGUAUUUUUGUGACUUUCAGAUUGAUGCAAAAUAAUAAAAGAAAUGUUUGAAAAGA